AUGUUUUUGAAUGGAGAAAUGAAUAGAAGCCAAAGAAAUGCCAUUCGCCGGCUUAGGAGUUUGGCAGUUAUACUUGAAGACACACAUAUUGAGAAAGAACGUAGCAUUCCAUUAAUAUCAAAAACAACAUCAUCCCAAAAACAAAUUCGUAGAAGAGAUUCAUCAGAACGUAAUAUUGCAACUAGAUUAGACUCGUUCAAAUUGUCUAUGGGAGGGAAACCUCAUCUGCAUUCUGCGGAUCUUUUUGAGAAUUUCAGCCCUGUACAAUUAGAAAGACAAAGAUGGGUACCAACAUUGCCAUAUUCUUUAUCUUCAAACUGCAUAAAAAUAAGAGAGAUAGAGAUCCCAAACUUGAUUCAAAAGGACGAGGAGAAGCUGAAAGAGUUAUUGCCAAACACUUUUGGUAGACCAUGUAUAGAAAUAAUUAGAGAUGAGUCGAAGGACACUGAAAAUUCGGACCAUGCACUUAGAGUUGGAAUUGUAUUAUCUGGUGGACCUGCACCAGGUGGGCAUAAUGUAAUUUGCGGUGUUUAUGACUUUAUAAAAAAUCAUCAUCCUGAUAGUCAACUUUUCGGAUUUUUAGGUGGUUUAGAUGGACUUUUCAAGUCAACAUACAAAGUUAUUUCAGAUGAAUUAAUGGAUCGUUUUAGAAACCAAGGGGGGUUCGAUAUGCUCUGGUCAGGUAGAGGGAGAAUCAAUGGACAACAUGAUUUGGAAAAAGUUGAAAGGGUUUGCGAGCAGCUCCAAUUACACGGAUUAAUCGUUAUUGGAGGUGACGGUUCAAACUCAAAUGCUGCAUUAAUAGCGGAUUAUAUGGCAAAGAAAAGCAAAAAUUUGUGUGUUGUGGGCGUUCCAAAAACGAUUGACGGUGAUUUAAAAAAUCCUGCUAUUGAAGUUUCCUUUGGAUUUGAUACUGCUGCUAGGACUUACGCUGAAUGCGUAGGCAAUCUUUGCUCAGAUAUUUGCACAUCUCAAAAUGUUUAUCAUUUUGUGAGAGUUAUGGGGAGAUCAGCAUCUCAUUUGGCUCUAGAAGUUGCAUUGCAAACCAGGCCAAAUAUUGUAUUUAUUGCGGAAGAAGUUGAGCAAGAGGGAAUAACUUUAUUUGAAAUAGUAAAGAAUAUUGUAGAUUUAAUGGAGGAACGUUCAAAAAUGGGCAAAAUGUAUGGUAUUAUAUUAAUACCUGAAGGGUUAAUUGAGUUUAUUCCAGAAAUGAAAAUUUUAAUUCAAGAAUUGAAUGAAAUUCUUGACAAAUUGAAAUAUGAGGGAUCUGAGAGUGAUCAUGAUAUUUCACCCGAGGAUUUUGAUAAAAAGAUAUGUAGUUAUCUAUCAAAAUCUUCUGCUAAAAUCUGGGAGUAUCUUCCGGAAAAUAUUAGAGAGCAAUUAUUAAUCGACAGAGAGGCUACUGGACAGAUACAAGUUGCAAAAAUAGCAACUGAGAGAUUACUUAUACUUCUUGUUGAGGCAGAGUUACAUAGGAGGCAUGGAACAUCUUUUUAUUAUGAUUUCGAGCAUGGCCAAACUAAAGAAACAAUCUCAAAUCAGGUAGAAAUCUCAAACAAAUCAAAUGGUUCGAUACUGAUGCCUUUUGGGUUUACAAUGAUGCAUCAUUAUUUGGGUUAUGAGGGAAGAUGUGCUAUGCCGUCAAAUUUCGAUUCAAAUUAUUGUUAUGCAUUAGGCCAUUGUGCGGGAGCACUAGUUUAUAAAGGCAUGAAUGGAUACUUAGCAGUUAUAAGAGGGUUGGAAGGAAACCCACUCAACUGGCAGGCAUGCGGUAUAAGCAUUACAAAAAUUAUGGAAGUCAAAAGGUCAAGGCAAGACAACCAAUAUUAUGCUGCAGUUACACGCCAGUUGGUCGAUUUGAAUGGGUCGCUUUUCAGAUUAUUAAAACAAGUUCGAGACAUUUGGAAAUUUCAAGACUUAUAUCGAGCGCCUGGCCCUUUACAAUUUGAAGGCCCGUGUUCUGAAGCAAUUCCUUAUAUUGUAAGAACGCCGGCACUACAAGAUCUAUUGUGCGGAGAAGACGGUAUUUCAAUCACCGACAUUGAUCUAAAUAUUAUUCAGUCAAAUAAUGGAGGAAAAAGAGGGGUAUUUAAUAGAAUACAGGGAACAUUGUCACCUCUACAACUUUAUCGCACAACAUAUAGGCCUCCAUUACCACUAUUGCUUACCCACCUUAAGGCAAGAUGUAAGCCGACUACUCAAUACAAUUUAUCUGACCCUUUGAUAAAAAGACAGAUUACGACAUGUUAUCCUCAUUUAUGUAAUUCAAAUCACUUUUAUUGCCAAGAAGCACAACUCGACAUUUCAUCUGAAGAACCCAAUGUUGGAUUAAGAAUAGGAGUACUACUUAUGUCUAGGCAAGCACCUGGGAUAGCAAAUGUUGUUUGGGGAUUAUACCAUCGUCUAAAGAUGGUAAGAGGGAGAUGUUUGGGUUUUUAUGGUGUUAAAGGGUUUCUGCAAGGAAAACACAUUACUCUUACUGAAAAAGAUGUGGACCUUUUGCCAAACCAAGGAGGAUCUGAAUUAAUUGGAAGAACAUAUACCGAGUGUUUAGUUUCAAAAGAUAAUUUAGAAAAAGCUAGAAAUGUUUGCGAAAGUUUACAUUUAGAUGGCUUAGUGCUCUGCGGUUCUGCAUUCGGGAUGACCCAGGGUGCAAUUUUGGCUGAGUAUUUUCUCCAAAAUAACUGUAAUACUAAAGUUGUUGGCGUCCCAGCGACCGCAUCUAACAACUUAGCGAAUGAUCUAGUAGAGGCGUGCGUAGGGUUUGAUUCAAGCACUAAAUUAUAUGCAAGCUUGAUUGGAAAUGUAUUAACGGACGCUGCUUCAAUGCCUAAAUAUUGGCAUUUUAUUAGAUUAAUGGGAAGACAACCUUCCAAUGAAGUUCUAGAAUGCGCACUACAAACGCACCCUAAUGUAGUAAUAAUUGCUGAAGAAUACGGCGCAGCGGACAAAACUCUAGUGCACAUUGUAGAGGACGUAGCAGAUGUUAUAUGCAAGAGAGCAGAAUUUGGAAAAAAUUUCGGAACAGUAUUAAUUCCAGAUGCAUUACUUUCCCAUUUGCCGGAUAUGAAAAUUCUUAUCUCUGAGAUAAAUGAAUUAAGAAGGUUUGCUGAGGAGCACUCCGAGAUGAAAUUAUUCAUGUCCGAAAUGAUGAGCUUGGGACACAGCGAGCACCCUACAACACUUUCUGAACAUACAAGUAUUCAAGAAAAAAAUUCUCGUGGUGAAGAGCUUGAUAAUAGAAAUUUUGUUGCAAAUCAGGAACUCAGUAACACAGAUAGCUCCGAAGAGAAUAAAUACUCUUCUAAAAUGACUCCUUGGAGUCUUGCAUUAUUUAAAUCACUACCUAGGUUUAUUAGAAGAGAAAUACUUUCAUUAGAUGUUGACUCAGCCUUUUCUGCAAUAGAGACUGAAGCCCUUCUUGUUCUAAUGAUCAAGAAGGAGCUUAAGAAAAGGAAGCAAGAUAAUAGAUAUAACGGCAAUUUCCAACCGUUUACACACUUUUUUGGAUAUCAAGGGAGAUCUGCAAUGCCAUCACAGUUUGAUGCGAAACUUGGAUAUGCAUUGGGCCACUUUGCAUCAAUUGUUGUUGAGAGCGGAUUAACUGGACAUCUUUGUUCUAUCAGGGGACUUUGCGGAGAAGUUUCCGAUUGGAGAAUGACAGCAAUUCCAUUUAAUUGUUUAAUGAAAAUUGUUCCUUCAAAUGAUGAAACCCAUCCUGAGCUGCCAAGCAAUAUUCCCACAAUUCCCUCUAGUGAGGUGGAUUUGAAAGGUAAAGCAUAUCGUUGGUUAAAAAUUGUUCAGGAACAUUGGGCAAUGCAAGACCGUUUUUGCAACCCUGGGCCCAUUCAAUUUGAUGGAGCCGCUGCAAACUUUUAUUUUAGGACGCUUCAUGAGCAACAGUCCGAAUACUAUGAAAUGCUUAAGCAUGUGCAGAAUUACGCAGAGCUCGUUAGGGAAACAUGUACAUUUGGUGUGAACGAAUCAUUUUUGAAAACAGCUUUUGUGACUCUAAAUGGACUACUUAAUCUGCGCUAUCGCGAUGGAAGCCUACUCUCGUCACUUCCAGAUAUUGGCCCAAUUAUAUUGCAAAUGAAAUCGCAUUCAGGCUUAUCAAGCAACCCAACUGUUCAAAGCGAAGUCAUAGAGACAAUCAACGGCGACGUUUCAAGUAGAAUAACAAAUAAUCCUCAUUCAUCAAAAUACAUUUCACAGAAUAAUUUGCACAUGACGCAAUCUAUUUGCCCCGGAGUAGAAGAGGGACCGUGGAACAAAACUAAGUGA
Messenger RNA from Cryptosporidium ubiquitum, 4284 nucleotides. RefSeq names its product pyrophosphate-dependent phosphofructokinase. The coding region runs from base 1 to 4284 and encodes 1427 amino acids. The record is from RefSeq and is a predicted model, not a curated record. The transcript has a single exon. Gene Ontology annotation, cellular component: 6-phosphofructokinase complex; cytosol. Gene Ontology annotation, molecular function: diphosphate-fructose-6-phosphate 1-phosphotransferase activity; 6-phosphofructokinase activity; ATP binding. NCBI's taxonomy places the organism in Eukaryota, Apicomplexa, Conoidasida, Eucoccidiorida, Cryptosporidiidae. Gene Ontology annotation, biological process: glycolytic process; response to glucose; fructose 6-phosphate metabolic process.